AUGGCCAGACUGGCGGAGAGGGGCGAGUGGGAUCCUCUGCUUGCUGAGCUGGCUAUUGCGACAGUUGGCCCUCAAGACACGGAUGCCAUUGUCUACUUUCUCAAUUCUCUGGCCAUCGACAAGAAGGAUCACAUCACAACUGCUGGUGGCAAGAAGUUAGUCGAAUGUGUGGCCUGCGAAGAACAACUGCCUCCCAAGGAUCUCAUUCUUACAUCUUGCGGACACUGUUACUGCGGUUCAUGCUUGAGCUUGGUGUUCAACGCAUCUAUAUCAGAUGAAUCACUUUACCCUCCCCGUUGUUGUGCCCAGACGCCGAUUCCUAUUGAGCACGCAAAGAGAUUUUUGGAUUCCGGAUUCGAGGAAACAUUCAGAGACAAGGGCGUGGAGCUCAACACUAUCGACAGGACUUACUGCUCGAACCCAACAUGCUCGGCAUUCAUACUUCCUGAGGAUUAUGUGAGAGAUCGCGCAACCUGUCACAAGUGCUGGCAGAGAACUUGCAUCGUCUGUAAAGCCCCUGGUCACGAAGGCGACUGUCCUGCGGAUCUUGAACUAGCCGCAUUGCUCAAGUACGCUGAAGACAUGGGCUGGCAGCGCUGCUACAACUGUCUAAGCGUCGUGCAAAGACACAACGGUUGCAGUCAUAUGGAAUGCCGUUGCGGAGCAAACUUCUGCUACAACUGUGGCAGGCGGAUCUUUGUUGAGGAGACUACACGUUGCCCCUGC
This is a messenger RNA of Aureobasidium melanogenum CBS 110374, 726 nucleotides long. RefSeq lists its product as uncharacterized. The record is from RefSeq and is a predicted model, not a curated record. The annotation marks the transcript as partial. Gene Ontology annotation, biological process: protein polyubiquitination; positive regulation of proteasomal ubiquitin-dependent protein catabolic process; ubiquitin-dependent protein catabolic process. The transcript is spliced from 2 exons. Gene Ontology annotation, cellular component: ubiquitin ligase complex; cytoplasm. NCBI's taxonomy places the organism in Eukaryota, Fungi, Ascomycota, Dothideomycetes, Dothideales, Saccotheciaceae. Gene Ontology annotation, molecular function: zinc ion binding; ubiquitin protein ligase activity; ubiquitin conjugating enzyme binding.